AUGAAGAUUAUUUUAAAUUUAUUUUUACUCUUCAUUGGGACAAAUGUCCAAACAUGGGCAGUAUCUGUUGUACCAACAAAACCUGUUGUAUGCGGCCAAUGUGAUCCAGGCAAAUGUCCAAUGACAUCGGAUAAAGAAUGUUUGGCCGGUUUAUCAUUAGACGCUUGCGGUUGUUGUCAAGUUUGCGCACAACGUGAGCGUGAAUUAUGUGAUCAUCCAGAUGCUCCGUCAGCAAAAAAAUAUGGUUCAUGUGGUGAAAAUCUUCAAUGCAGAAUUCGUCCAGAAGUUAAAACCCAUCAGGAAGCAUUGUGUGAAUGCAAUGAUCAAAUAGAAUUAUGUGGUUCUGAUGGUAAAACAUAUCGAAAUUAUUGUCAUUUAAUGGAAUCAGCUAAAUUGGCCAAAGCUGAACAACAACCUAUCAUUAAAGUUUAUAAACGAAAACCAUGUGAUUCACCACCUGAAAUUACUGUGCCACCAGUAAAUGUUGUUAAUCAAACAGGUAGCAACGUAUUUUUAACAUGUGAAGUUGCUGGUGUACCGUUACCAGUUGUCGAAUGGAUCUACCAACCUUCAGCUGGAAAAACGAUUGUUUAUCCAACCGAUGACGAUCGCAUAUCGACACUUGUUCGAGGUGGUCCAAAUGCUCAUGUUUUAACAUCAUGGCUUCAAAUCCAAACUCUACAAAAUACAGAUCAAGGUGUUUAUACUUGUAUAGCAACAAAUGCUUUAGGAAAAGCAGAAAAAACAGCUUAUGUACAAGUUGAGACUCGUCGUGAUCUAUAA
This is a messenger RNA of Didymodactylos carnosus, 783 nucleotides long. The record is from the annotation of a GenBank genome assembly. NCBI's taxonomy places the organism in Eukaryota, Metazoa, Rotifera, Eurotatoria, Philodinida, Philodinidae.